AUGUUUGAUGAGACGAUGAUGUUUGCUAAUAAACUGCUGAAAUGGUAUCUUGGACUAAUUGAAAGUGCACUUGUACCUGUCGCAAUGUCAACCUUUGGAACUGUCGUUGCUGGAGUCGGUGCACUUCACGCACCAAUGGUUGCAGGAGGUUGUGCUGCUAUUGACUCUAUUUCUGAUCAACAGAAAGCUAAAUCAUAA
Messenger RNA from Batrachochytrium dendrobatidis JAM81, 198 nucleotides. RefSeq lists its product as uncharacterized. The record is from RefSeq and is a predicted model, not a curated record. The coding region runs from base 1 to 198 and encodes 65 amino acids. The transcript has a single exon. NCBI's taxonomy places the organism in Eukaryota, Fungi, Chytridiomycota, Chytridiomycetes, Rhizophydiales.